Drosophila ananassae is the source of this 10444-nucleotide messenger RNA. RefSeq names its product helicase domino (gene dom). The transcript has 14 exons. Lineage: Eukaryota; Metazoa; Arthropoda; Insecta; Diptera; Drosophilidae. The record is from RefSeq and is a predicted model, not a curated record. Gene Ontology annotation, cellular component: Swr1 complex. Gene Ontology annotation, molecular function: ATP hydrolysis activity; ATP-dependent chromatin remodeler activity; histone binding. The coding region runs from base 12 to 9716 and encodes 3234 amino acids.
AUGUCUCAAACAUGAAUGAAGGUAAUUCAGCAGGAGGGGGGCAUGAAGGGCUCAGCCCGGCCCCUCCUGCUGUGCCAGACCGCGUAACUUCAUACUCAACGGAAAAAUCGGUUGGAACUCCCAAACAUAUAACAACUAGUGGGCCGACAUCAAGUGGCAGUAGAGCCGUUAUAGCCGCAGCCUCGCCGGCUGCCCGCCACCAGCAUCACCACCACCAGCACCAGCCGACGCAGGGAAAAGGAAUCGCCGGCAAACAGCAGGCCAACCAACAGCAGCAGAAGCCCCAGCUGCCCAGUGCGCAGCUGCCUGUGCCGCUGUCGCCUUUGCCGCAACAACAGCAAACGACAGAGGCAACGGCAGCCACGCCAGCGGCAGAGACACCCGCCCAAGCAUCAACUUCCACCUCCACCAGUAGCACCAGCAUCAUAGAAUCCUCAGUUUCGCCGCCGCAGGCCAAGCGUCAGCGUUUGGACAACGACCAGCCGUCGAGCUUGGGGAGUAGUAGCAUUGUUGGCACCGCCAGUAGCAAUAUUGUUGGUUCCUUGCUGCCGGCGUCGGUGGCUGCCAGUAGCGAGGUUGGCGGAGUCUCGUCAACGGCCCUCCAGGACCUGAAUGCGCUCAAGAAGCGCAUACUUCAGCAGAAGUUGCAGAUCUUGCGUAAUCUUAAGGAGAGGCAUCUUGAAAAUGUGUCCGAAUACUUUUAUUUACAAAACGGCGGCAGUAUGAUGGAGUACCCUGCGUGGCGGAAGAAGACACCAACCCCGCAGUUCAUUAGCUACAGCAAUGCGAACCGUAUAGAUCAGCUGGUACACGAGGAUAAGCCGAGCACAUCGGCAGCAGCAGCAGCAGCGGCGGCCCAAAAUCAGGUCCAAAGAAAUACUACGCAGCAAGUGGCUUCGGUAGAGGCCACUCAGUCAGAAACUACUACAACUACUUCACCAUUGGAUGGCAGCACAACAAAAACGAAUACGCAAUCUCAAGUGCCAAACAAGAUUGGCACUGCGGCUGCAACAUCCACAGCAGCAGCAGCAACAGCAACCGCAAACAACUCGCCCCGAAGCAACAGCUCCACUGGAGCAGCAGCAACUACAAGUGCCAGUUCGGUGGAGGGGAGCAGCAAUGUGCUGCCACCAGAAGCGGAGAUCAAAAUUCCAGCCGUUGGAGCCACACCAGUGGCCAUUUCGACGAAACUACCCGCCGCCGUUGUCCAGCUAACGCAGCAAGGUCACAUACCCGGUAGACCUUUAGGAGGUCGUCACGGUAUGGUCUUCGGUCAAAUACCCGCUCCUCCUGCUGCCGUAGGAAAUCCUUCUGUACCUUUGGUGCCAGGUGGCACUCCUCUGGUGCCCUCAGUGCGACGCAUCCCAGGUCAUGCCACUGGAGGAGCAUCUGGAUCUGCCGGCGGAGGAGCUGGCACACCCACUCCGCUCUACACGGGCAAUGGCCUGGCGACACUUACACCGGGAACACCGACCACACCCGGCAGCCUACUCAGCCCGGCUGCUGGUGCCGGCACUCCGAGCUCCCAGACCGCCACCCAGGAGUUCUCGUUCAAGGCCAAGCAGGAGGUGUAUGUGAUGCAGCGCAUAUCGGAGCUCCAGAGAGAGGGAUUAUGGACUGAGCGGCGCUUACCCAAGCUGCAGGAGCCCAGCCGCCCCAAGGCGCACUGGGACUAUCUGCUGGAGGAGAUGGUCUGGCUGGCGGCCGACUUUGCCCAGGAGCGCAAGUGGAAGAAGAACGCGGCCAAGAAGUGCGCCAAGAUGGUGCAAAAGUAUUUCCAGGACAAGGCCACGGCCGCUCAGCGGGCGGAGAAGGCGCAGGAAGUUCAUCUGAAGCGAGUCGCCUCCUUCAUUGCCAAGGAGGUGAAGAGCUUCUGGUCGAACGUGGAGAAGUUGGUGGAGUACAAGCACCAGACGAAGAUCGAGGAGAAGCGCAAGCAGGCGCUGGACCAGCAUCUCAGUUUCAUUGUCGACCAGACGGAGAAGUUCUCCCAACAGUUGGCCGAGGGCAUGAACAAGAGUGUGGCAGACACUCCCAGUCUCAAUUCCAGCCGCCUAACAUCACCCAAAAGGGACUCGGACGAUGAAUUCCGACCAGAGUCUGGGUCGGAGGAUGACGAGGAGACCAUUGCCAAGGCCGAGGAAGAGGCGGCCGACGUGAAGGAAGAAGUCACAGCCCUGGCGAAGGAAUCAGAGAUGGACUUUGAUGACUUCCUCAACGACCUGCCCCCCGGCUACCUGGAGAACCGUGAUAAGCUGAUGAAGGAAGAGCAGACUGCCUCGAUUAAGACGGAGACUCCCGACGAGAGCGACGACAGUGAGUUCGAGGCCAAGGAGGCCAGUGACGACGACGAGAACACGAUCAGCAAGCAGGAGGAGGCCGAGCAGGAGAUCGAUCACAAGAAGGAGAUCGACGAGCUGGAGGCGGACAAUGAUCUGUCGGUGGAGCAGCUGCUGGAGAAGUACAAGUCGGGACGGAUCGGGGAUCAGCCGCCCAGCGCCAAGCGCAGGAAGUUGGCUGAGAUCGAUUCGGAUGAUGAUUCCACGGCAGUCGAUGACUCCACGGACGAGAGCGAAGUGGAGGCCACCGAUGAGGAGGAGGACGAGGAUCUCUCAACCAUCAGAACGGACACGGACAUGGAGGAGACGGAAGAGAAAGAAGGCGGCCUCAAGAGUCUCAUGUUGACUGACGUCGAUGGAUCAGCUCCUGGGAGUGAUGGGAAAACGGGAAGCAGUGCCAACAAGGACGACAUGCUUAACGAUGCCGCCGCCCUGGCCGAGAGCCUCCAGCCCAAGGGCAACACUCUUUCCUCCACGAAUGUGGUUACCCCCGUGCCAUUCCUGCUGAAGCACUCGCUCCGAGAGUACCAGCACAUCGGACUCGACUGGCUGGUGACGAUGAACGAGCGGAAGCUGAACGGCAUCCUGGCCGACGAGAUGGGUCUGGGCAAGACCAUUCAAACGAUUGCCCUGCUGGCCCAUCUCGCCUGCGCCAAGGGCAACUGGGGGCCGCAUCUCAUCGUGGUGCCAUCGUCCGUGAUGCUCAACUGGGAGAUGGAGUUCAAGAAGUGGUGUCCUGGCUUCAAAAUCCUCACCUACUACGGCUCGCAGAAGGAGCGAAAGCUGAAGCGCGUCGGCUGGACGAAGCCGAACGCCUUCCACGUCUGCAUCACCUCCUACAAGCUGGUGGUGCAGGACCAGCAGAGCUUCCGCCGCAAGAAGUGGAAGUACCUGAUCCUGGACGAGGCCCAGAACAUCAAGAACUUUAAGUCGCAGCGAUGGCAGCUGCUCCUCAACUUUUCCACCGAGAGACGCCUGCUGCUGACGGGUACACCCCUGCAGAACGACCUGAUGGAGCUCUGGUCCCUCAUGCACUUCCUCAUGCCGUAUGUUUUCUCCUCCCAUCGCGAGUUCAAGGAGUGGUUCUCUAACCCUAUGACGGGAAUGAUCGAGGGCAACAUGGAGUACAACGAGACUCUGAUAGCGCGUCUCCACAAGGUGAUUCGUCCCUUCCUGCUGCGUCGCCUCAAGAAGGAGGUGGAGAAACAGAUGCCAAAGAAGUACGAGCAUGUGGUCAUGUGUCGCCUGUCUAACCGCCAGCGUUAUCUCUACGAGGACUUCAUGAGCCGUUCCAAAACCCGGGAAACCCUGCAAACUGGCAACUUGCUGAGUGUAAUCAACGUGCUGAUGCAGUUGAGGAAGGUGUGCAAUCACCCGAACAUGUUCGAAGUGCGCCCCACCAUCUCGCCGUUUCAAAUGGAGGGCAUUACAUUCCACACGCCACGCCUCGUCUGCGACUUAAUGGAGUAUGAUCCGUUCACGCAAGUCAACCUGGAGACCGUGAACCUGCUGCUGUUGCAUCUGGAACAGACUAUGACCGCCUACGUGUCUCACAAGUCCCGCCAAUUAGCUGCUCCUCGUAAGCUGAUCGAGGAGAUCGACACAGCACCACAGGCUGCUCCCCGAUGUCCAAAUGGACAGUACAGAUUCCACAUUCGGGUGCGAAGUGCAGAACUUGCGCAGAGAAUAAAGUUGAACGCGGUGCGAGUCGGUGCCAGCCCGGCGAUGCGGAUGGAGGGCUCUAAGGUGGUGCCUGUGCGGAAUCUGCUGCCCAGCGGUAGAGUUCUGAAGCGAGUUAGUGCGUCCAUCAAUCCCGUCAACAUGGCCCUGAAGCCAGUGGUAAUCAACAGUGUUGUGUCGACGCCAUCCCCCAAUGCUACGUCUCCUGCUGGGGCGUUGAAUGUUUUGGGCAGCUCCAAGCUAUUGGGGGCUCGCCCGCAAAUGAAUGCUCCGACGCCGGCCAAGGUGGCCAAGACGAUGCAAGAUGGGAAACCGUUUUUCUACCUCACUCCUGCCACAAACUCCGGGGCGUCUGGUGCUCGGUUGACGUUGACCAGCAAAACCACAACUUCUGUCCCGACGACGACUUCUUCGACAACCGCCGGGUCUGCGGCAGUCACUGGGCCGGCAAAUGCGCAGCAAGUGAUCCGCGAUCCCAUCGUCAAGGAUCUGGCCCUGCACGUGAAGAGCACGGCGCAGAAAAAGAGCAUCGCCAACGGGAAGACAGAGCCCGAGGAGGAUGAAACGGAGGCAGAAGAUCUCUACAAGGUGCAAGAGCUGGUACAGAUGCGCAAGGAGCAGCGACUGGCCAAUCUGAAGCGGAUGGCCAUGAUCAACCGGCGGCGCACCGAUGCCACGCCCAUCUACGGGGAGGACUGUCGCGGCGCCAUAGAACGCUGCAUGCAGGCCACGCGAUCGCUCCGCAGAUCUACCUGGCAGACCCGGGGAUAUGCCAACUGCCACAUGGCCAUGCUGCACCGCGAUGGCUGGUCGCUGAACCACCUGCUGAAGAGCUUCGAGCAGCGAUGCACCGAUCUCAAGCCGUUGUUUGCCAACUUCGUGAUCUACGUGCCGUCAGUCUGUGCUCCGCGAAUCCGUUGCUACGUCCAGAAUCUCUCUUCGACGCGGCGGCAGUGCGAAAUGGCCAUCGAGGAGCGAGUGGGCCGGGAGGUGCUGCCCAAGCUGGCCCUCCUGCAUCCCAUUAUCUCGGCGAUGAGGACACAGUUCCCAGAUCCACGCCUCAUCCAAUACGAUUGCGGCAAGCUGCAGACCCUGGAUCGGUUGCUCAGGCAGCUGAAGGCCGAUGGACAUCGUGUGCUGAUCUUCACCCAGAUGACCAAGAUGUUGGACGUGCUGGAGGCUUUCCUCAACUACCACGGCCACAUCUAUCUGCGAUUGGAUGGGUCCACCCGGGUGGAACAGCGCCAGAUGCACAUGGAGCGCUUCAACGGCGACAAGCGAAUCUUCUGCUUCAUCCUCUCCACCCGAUCCGGUGGCGUGGGCAUCAAUCUCAUGGGAGCCGACACUGUGAUCUUUUACGAUUCGGACUGGAACCCCACGAUGGAUGCUCAGGCACAGGAUCGUUGCCAUCGUAUCGGACAGACUCGGGACGUCCACAUCUACCGGCUGGUCUCUGAGAAGACGAUCGAAGUGAACAUCUUGAAGAAGGCCAAUCAGAAGCGCAUGCUUAGCGACAUGGCCAUCGAGGGCGGCAACUUCACGACCUCGUUCUUCAAGAGCUCCACCAUCAAGGACCUGUUCACGAUGGACCAGACGGAGCCGGACGAGUCGAGCCAGGAGAAGCCGGAGGACAAGGACAAGAUCACCACCACCACGACAACAGCAGCAUCUGAAACACCAAUGGUUGUGGAAUCUGAGAAGCAGUCGCUGCGGGCUUACGAGCACGCAUUGGCCGCUGCCGAGGACGAGCAGGACGUGCAGGCCACCAAGACGGCCAAGGCGGAGGCGGCAGCCGAUCUGGCCGAGUUCGAUGAGAACAUUCCCAUAGCCGCAGAUGACAAUGCGGACGGCGGAGGUCAGGUGGAGCUCAGCAAGGCCGACCUGGAAAUGCAGAACUUGGUCAAGCAGCUCUCACCCAUUGAGCGUUAUGCGAUGCGCUUUGUGGAGGCCACUGGAGCUGCAUGGACGGCGGAACAACUUCGUGCCGCUGAGGCCGAACUGGAGGCGCAGAAACGUGAAUGGGAGGCCAACAGACUGGCGGCCAUGCACAAGGAGGAGGAGUUGCUGAAGCAGGAAACGGAGGCCGAGGAGCUUCUCACCUACAGUCGCAAGGACUCCAGCAAGCAGGUCUGGAUAUCGCGCAACACCAUGGAGCAAAUGCCGAUGUGGUGUCCGCCCACCCCGCCCCAGGAUAACGAUAACGAUAUCUACAUCGACUACUCGCUGUCGUUCAUGUACGAUCUGGAGCCUAUUCCGGAGACGGAGCUGCCGCCUGUCUAUGUCCGCAAAGAGCACAAGCGCUCGCGCACGGAUGCCGGCUAUGACGGCAGUCGGCGGCCGAACAAAAUGCGGCGGGAGGACAACUAUGUGCCCCCCAGAUCGCUCUUCGAUCGACCCAGUCCGCAAUUGGCGCGUCUGCGUCGUGAGCUGAAGGCCCAGCGCUUCCGGGGAAGCUUCAAGCCCAACUCACCGAUUCCGGGCCUGAAACCUCCGAUUCCAGCCAAGCCACUGACCGAACCAGAGGCCAUGGCCGAGUGGGGCAUCUUCGAGGACAUAGCCAUUCUGCAUGUGCUGGUGAAUCUUCAAGGUCUGCCCUGCAGCCUGAUGCUCCUCUCGCCUGGCCAGACACCCAACUGGGACCUUGUCUCUGAAAUGGUUAACUUCUGCUCUAAGACCUACCGCUCCUCUCGGCAGUGUCGUUGGCGCUACGAAACCCACAUCCAGCCGCGCGAGGAGGGCAAGGUGGUGGAGAGCCCCAAGAAGCAGAAGAAGCUGAAGCCCACUCUGCGCACCGAGUACGUGAAGAGUCCCUUGCGCUACCUUCGCACCACACAGCUGUAUGUGCAGGACAACAACGCCUCCUUCUACAAGACCAUGCGAUCUCGGUUUGACAGCAUCAAGACUGCCUACCUGAAGAAGGCGCCACCGCCCAAGCGCCAGUUCAGUGCGCCCAGCUUGAUGAAUCCCAAGCACAUGGAGGUGUUGCAGGAGUUUGGCAUCCAGAACUACGAUCAGCCGGUGCCCCCGCAGAAUAUAGCGGCCAUGAAGGCGAGCAAGAUCCGGGAGAAACAGAGGGGACAGCAGUUGCCACCGCCGUCGGUGGGACAGCAACAGGUUGCGCAGCAGCAGCAGCAGCAACAGCAAGUGCAGCAACAGCAACAGCAGCAAGUGCAACAGCAACAGCCCCAGCAGCAACAACAGGUGGUGCAGCAAGUGCAGCAGCAACUGCCCACUGUUUCCAGUGUACAGCAGACCCUGCCGGUCCAGCAGUCGGUGGAACUGGUGCAGCAACAAGCUACUGGCACAGGCACCACAACGGUAGCUGUGCCCGGCGCCGGGCAACUGCAGCAACUACAGAUUCAGCACCUGACCGGCGCCACUGUUUCGCCCGGCCAGCAGACAGCCAUCCUGCUCCACCAGCCACAGCAACAGCUGCGGACUCAUCCCGGACAGGCGGGACAGACCACAACGCAGCAGCUGGUCAAGACCAUUGUGGGCACAUCGUCGAGCUUGACGGCGGGGCAGUUGCAGCAGCUGGCGCAGCAAUCUGCAGCCAACUCCGGCGGCCAGUCGAGCGUCAGUGUGGUGCUCACAACGCCAGUGCAGUCUCUGCCGGCGGUGGUGCAACCGCAAACGGGAUCCGGUGCCCAGAUUGUAUCGAUAUCGUCGCAGACCACUCUGCCGGUGAACAGUUCCCCCCAGUUGGGCAGCAUUGUACAGACCCAGACGCUGCCGCAGGUGGUUUCCGUAAGUACCUUGCCCACCGUGGGCUCGGUUCUGACCACCACGGCCAGUCAGCAGCAGCAGACCACUGGGGUGACCACCCUGAACACGGCCAUGUUGCGGGGCCAGCGAAUUGUGUCCGCCGCUGCUGGGAAUACUCUGCAGCAGCGAACUACUGCCGGUGGUCAGUCCAUUGUUUCCAUGCCUAAUCUGGGCCAGGGUGUGAAUCAGCAGUUCCAGGCGCAACUGCGAUUGGCGGCCGUUCCAUCCUCGCCAGCCACUCAGACCACUCAACUGGUGACCACCAAGGGCAUCCCGGUGAGUGCCCUGCAGCAGGGCGGCAAAACGACUGUGAUUCCCGGAACCCAGCAGCCCGGCGGAGCUCACAUUCAGCUCUACAGGCAGCGUAGCUUGAAGGUGCUGCAGACCACCACGCAGGCAGCAGCCGGAGGUGCAGCUGCGGGAACUGCAGGAGGAGCCACAACGAGCCUGGUGCAGGCCGGAGGCACUAUCAUACAAGCUAGCAAUAUGCCCACCCAUGUUACCAGCCAGAAGGUGGCAGUUUCGGGGAUACCGGGCUCCUCCACUACCGUGCAGGCGGGCAAUGUGGUUAGCAGUGUCCAGAUGCACGGCCAGGCCAGGACGCAGUUCAUCAAGCAGAUGGCCGCUGGUAAGCAGGGACUACAACGCCAGGUGGUAGCAGCAGAUGGCACUACCACCACAACGGGAGCGGGUGACAUGCUGCUGGUGAAGCGACACAACAUAUUGGCGGCGCAGAAAGCCCAACAGGCCACUGGGGCAUUGUUCACGACCACCACGGCAGCUGCCCAGCAGCAGCAGCAACAACAGCAGCAGGGUCAACUCCCUGUCGCGGGACAACCGCAACAGGUGACCCAGCAGCAGAUUGCGUCCCUGGUCAAAGCCUCCACGGCGGCGGCAGCCAGCGGAAGCAGUGUGAGCGCCGGCGGAGUGACUGUUUCGGCCACCGGACCUACUGUACAGGCAGGAAACGUAAACAUGACGCUGCCUCAGCUGAAACCAGGCAGCCAGAUCAAGGUGACCAUGCCCAACCAGAUGCGACACCUGCAGAUGCAACCACAGCUAAUGCCGCGAAAGAUCAGUCGGAUGACGCAGUUGGUGAGCGCCACUGGACAACCCACAGCCACGAAUAUAGUGGCCACCACCAGCGGCCAGCAGCAACAACAGCAGCAGCAACAGGGCGGGGUUACUGUGUCAGGAGGAGCAACUCUGCCGACAGUGGCCGGCCAACAGCAGCAGCAGCAGCAACAGCAACAGCAGCAACAACAAAAGGCCGGCGGAGGAGGCAGUGUCCAGGCGCAGUUGUUGCACAUCCAGAACACGAAGGCCUUGCCCAAUUCGGUGACUGUUCAGCAAAUCCAGCAGGUGAUGCGCAGUGGCCAACAGGGCACUCUGGCCACCACGAACCUGGUGCUGGGCAAGACCAGCGUGGGUCGGGUGAUUCCCGUCUCCGUGGCAUCACAGGCCAACCAACGACAGACUAUUCAGGUGGUAUCUGCUGCUUCCGCCCAGGCCUUGGCGGCCGGCAAUCUGCGCACCCAUGUGGCCGGUCCGAAUAUAGCCAGUGCUCUGAAGGUGGCCGCAUCUGGGGCUGGUGGACAGACCACGCAAAGAACGUUGAUUGAUGCACUGCAGCACAAUCUGCGUCAGAACGCCAGUCCAGUGCGACUGCAGACCACGGCCGGAGGAAAUCUUCUCGCGGUGGUCCAGCAACAGCAGCAACAACAACAACACACGACCAUUUCGGGACCCACGGCCGGGCCGGCGGAGGUGAUGACAAUAACUCAGACCACCACCACUCUGCCCACAGUCGGAAGCAUACAGCAGCAGCAGCAGCAACAGCAGCAACAGCAACAGCAGCAGCAGCAACCGACAACGCAACAGGUACGCAAGUUGGUGCAGAAAAAGAUCAUGAUACGCAGUGAGAAAGAAUAACGGUCCAGCAGAGCCGCCAGAUCACGUCACCGGCGAAACAUCCCGAGCAUAAACACCACCGCCACUGCCACUGCCACCGCCACUGUCACAGCCACAGCCACUGCCACUGCCACAAACUCAAUUUCGAAUCCCACAACCACUAUUUCCACAACACACCUGAACACCACCAACAGCCUGAUACUUUCGAAAUCCCAAAAAAAUCGAUCAAAAUUAUAUUAGCUCUCUCUCAUCUCAUAAUCCGUACGAUCCUCAUGCAUCCAAAAUCAGAAUCAGUCCGCCAGUCCAGUCAUUGCUAAAUUGAUCUCAAUUUCUGUCGAUUGGUUUUGCAGCCAUGAGCUCUCGAGGAUGACCGUGAUGAUUGAUGACCAUUGAUGAUGAUUGCUUCAAUCAGCCGCCGUAUUAAUAAUCUUACUGAUCCGUACUAGUUCUUAACUGGAAAUUAUUUGUAUAAAUAAAUAUAUAUUACGAACUAUUUAUAAUUUUUUAUCGAGAAGCGAGAAGAAGUGUACUACUUAGCUGUAACCCCUAAAGUUUGUAAAUCGUAGUCAUGUAAGGUAUUCCGUAAGUGGCGUAGUACGUACAUCCGUAUACCUAAUUCAGAUCUAUCCGUAAAAGAUACUACGCUAGUACCCUUAUAUAUCCUAUAUAUGCAGAUAGUUUUACUUACUGAAUAAAAUAAAUUAUGCUCUAGUAUAAUGAAAAAAAUGCAAAUAAAUAAUGUAAAAAUC